This is a messenger RNA of Pygoscelis adeliae (Adelie penguin), 687 nucleotides long. It is a transcript of the gene SCN4B, whose product is annotated as sodium channel, voltage-gated, type IV, beta subunit. Gene Ontology annotation, biological process: regulation of ventricular cardiac muscle cell membrane repolarization; regulation of sodium ion transmembrane transporter activity; cardiac muscle cell action potential involved in contraction. The coding region runs from base 1 to 687 and encodes 228 amino acids. The record is from RefSeq and is a predicted model, not a curated record. The transcript is spliced from 5 exons. NCBI's taxonomy places the organism in Eukaryota, Metazoa, Chordata, Aves, Sphenisciformes, Spheniscidae. Gene Ontology annotation, cellular component: membrane; voltage-gated sodium channel complex. Gene Ontology annotation, molecular function: transmembrane transporter binding; sodium channel regulator activity.
AUGGCUGAGUCCCACUGCCCUCCGCAUGCCCCCUGGGAGGGGAUCCCCACUGCGGCUGAUGCUCCAGCCAGAGGUUUGCAUGUCUUCGCCAUCGCCUUCGCCUUGGAGGUGUCGGUGGGGAAGACCAACACUGUGAUGGCUCUGAAUAACUCCAAUGUCCUGCUGCCCUGCACCUUCACCACCUGCAUAGGCUUUCAGGACCUGGUCUUCACAUGGUAUUUCAACUCGACAGAGAUGAUUUACCACGGCAAGAUAAAGAGCAAAGCCUCGGAACCCUACCUUGUGGGACGCAACCCACGGGUCGAGUUCGUCGGCUCGACGACCGGGAAGGACAACAACAUCUCCAUCGUCCUGAAGAAUGUGGAGUUCAGCGAUGCUGGGAAAUACACCUGCCACGUCAGGAACCCCAAGGAGAAGAACGCGCAGCACAACGCCACCAUCUUCCUCACGGUGGUCCAGAAGAUGGUGGAGGCAGACAACACUGUGACGCUCAUCAUCGCGGGCGUUGUGGGGGGGCUCAUCGGCCUCCUCAUCCUCUUCAUGCUCAUCAAGAGGGUUGUCCUGUUCAUCAUCAAGAAGACUCAAGAUGGGAAGAAGGAGUGUCUCGUGAGCUCGUCAGGGAACGACAACACCGAGAACGGCCUGGCCGGCUCCAAGGCGGAACAAAAAGCACCACCAAAGGCAUGA